AGCUCAGUCGUGCUGCAGCCAUCGUUGUGUUAACAUCCCCACACUAUAGUGACUCGAACUGCAGAACGGUUCCUUGGCAAAGGAAAAUGUUUAAGUGUGGAUAUAGUUCGUACAGUUGCUGAAGUACUAUGGCAAGAACAGCCGUAAUCCGAUCCCCAGCGACGGACGGACUUGGUUCCGCGAAGUGCAAGAGCCUCUUUUCCAAAUCGCGAGGUCUAAACGAGAAUGCAUCAGGUGAGAGACCUGGCAACUUAUCAGGAAUCCUUGGAGACCACGCCUUGCCAGGGAAACCGAAGAACUUUGCCCGAAUUUCAGGAAAAUCGAGAAACUUGUCAUGGAAGCCGAUGGAUAAGUCUCACGCGCUAUGGGAGUCGAGGAAUUCUACCCACACAUCAGGAGUCGAGUAAAUCUACUUCCAUGUCAGGGAAGCUGAAAAAUUCUACCCACAUAUCAGGGAAGUCGAGGGGCGUCCCUUAUUUAAAUCCCCUUAAAACUCCAACUAAGGAAAGAGAGCUACAGGAGGAAGACAGUGCUAGCAUUCAGGAAAUCAGACCUCCAUCUAAGAGAAGAAAUAAAUUUGGUUAUGCUGGAACGCACCAAGAAGAAAGCAUGCCACAAGAAAGGAAAGUGGAGCAAACAUUGAAAGCGAAAGCUAGACUGGAUGCUAUAUCUGACAAGAAAAAUCGUAACGGUAAAUGUAUGGCGACCACAGUCAUAGCAAAAGGUCUGGGGGAAGGGGGGAGGCCGUCUCUGGGUUCCGGAUGUGUGAAAUGCUAUACAUGUGGGAAGUUGGUGAAAGAUGUACACUUUAAAGAGCAUUUAUUUUUCGGUGAGAGUGAGUGCACUCGGUGCCAUUGGAAGAUAUCCAGCUGUGAAGCCUUUAGAGUAAACUGGAUAGUUCAGAUAAUGGGUUCUGCAACAUGUCCACAUACUCUGACAUAUUGUAUGACAUCUUCAGAAUAUAUUUCAAACAAGUUAUCACAAGAAUCACCCCUUGGAUUGGACACCAGUAGAUUGAUUUCCUAUGUUUGCUCUCUAAAACAGUUGCAAGUAUCUGAACCGUGGAAAAAGGCAAUUGCUCAGUGUUUGAAGUUUCUGGAUGGAGAGACUUUUCGACCAAGGGAAGCAAAUGAAGAGCACUUAAAUGCUUUAGAAACAGAAACUGCCUUUAGUCUUCCUGAAGAGACUGGUGACUUAAUAAUGUCUCAUUCAUAUAGGUCAAGCAAAACACAGAUAGGCCCCAAGACAAAACCAAAAUCUGCAAAAAGAUGCAAAUCCAAGACACAUUUUAGCAGAGUAAAAGCCAAAAGAGGUGCUAAGAAAAGUAUCAUAGAGACCCCAUUGAAUGGGUAUUACCUCAUUGUCCGCCAUGCAAUUGAGGAGUGUCCCAUGUGUUACACUGAGCUUUGUCCUUCAAGAUUUACUGUGAAUAUAAGUUCUUUCUUCCUUUCUACAGUGUGUGUUGGAUGUGAUUUGACUAUUUACAUAAUUUUUGAUCCUCCUGACGGCUCUGCUCCGAAGAUUUUCAUAGAGACACAACGUGACCCUCCUGGGAAACAAAAGACCUGUCCAACAAAGAGGAAAAUACAAGGCAUGAGGGGAAGCCACGGGUGAAAGACGUCUUUAAAGCUUAAUGUUAUUACAUUCCUUGAUCUGCUUUGUUAUCUAACAUCAUCUAUAUAUCUUUUAUACAUUAGCCUGAUAAUCUAUUAAAAAUGUAAAGCAUA
This is a messenger RNA of Penaeus monodon (black tiger shrimp), 1727 nucleotides long. RefSeq lists its product as uncharacterized. The record is from RefSeq and is a predicted model, not a curated record. The transcript is spliced from 2 exons. Lineage: Eukaryota; Metazoa; Arthropoda; Malacostraca; Decapoda; Penaeidae. Bases 226 to 1614 code for a protein of 462 amino acids.